Molecule: messenger RNA, 8647 nt
Organism: Oryzias latipes (Japanese medaka)
Lineage: Eukaryota; Metazoa; Chordata; Actinopteri; Beloniformes; Adrianichthyidae
Gene: thada
Product: THADA armadillo repeat containing
Biological process (GO): tRNA methylation
Cellular component (GO): cytosol
Source: RefSeq, a predicted model, not a curated record
GAAACAAAAAACCGUAUCCGUUUUUUCGCAAAGCACAGGAGGAAACCACAUGCUGACUGGAGUGAACAUAUAAACGAAAUUUGUUAUUGCACCUUUGCUAAGCUCUCCUGCAUUGAUUGGAGAAGACCAUGGUGGUGAAGAAGAAGGCUGCCAAAGUGGAGGCUGCAGUGUUGGAUGAGGAGAAGCUAAACAGGCUUAUAGCAUCUCUCUGUAUCAGUGGAGGAGAUGAGGAGGCGGGACAGGUCGCCCAGAGCCUGCAGUCCUUCCUGCAGCUUACAGAUCCAGUGCAGCAGGUCCAGCUCAUUAAAAAGACAGGGUCCCAGUUGGAGGUGCUGACAGAGGAGCAUUCUGAUGGCAUUCUGGAUGCUUGUCUUCACACACUAUCAGUGGUCUACACCACCCUGCAGGCCAAGAACCCGCUGCGGCGUGCUAUUGCCAGUGUUUUAGGUUCAGUACCUGAGUGGCUUCAGGAGCGGGCCAACGACAGUUUGUGCGGCUGUUUGUCUGAUUGUAUGAACAGGUCGUCUUCAGACCGAUAUCCACAGAUUGUUGACAUCAUCGCUACUUGUCUGGAUGGUUUCCCUCUUGGUGAGAAGUGCAUCAACAAGCUUUUACCUGAAGUGCUGAAGUUUCUCCACAAGGUUUUGGAAGAUCACCCUCGGCGAAACAGCGGUCUUGCAGGCCGUCACAUUGCUCAGGCCCAGCUCAUGCAGUCCUGCCUUUCUGCGGUGAAGACCUCCAUGCAGGUGCUUCAGAGAUCUCAGGACACCUUGAGCUCUGCUCUGCAGGCGGGACAGGAUGACGGCGGGCUGGAGGACACGCUCUGCAGCCUGCUGGGCUGCUACAUCCACAUCCUCACUGAUGAGGAGUUCAUUCAGUCCGUCCAGAGUACAGCUGGGAUGGCGGUGGUGUUGCUGCUCAGGUCUGUCAUGGGGGCUGGAGAAAAAGUUUCUGGUGUGGUGUGCGGUCUGCUGCUGGGUUCUACUCCAGGUUUGGGUUCAGCUCCUCUGUUCCUGAAGCGCCGCUGUGAGUCUCUCUGCGUUGGCGUUCGCCCCUCGGCGGUCUCUCUGUACCUCUGUCAUGGCGCUCUGGCCAUGCUGAACUGGAAGAGCGCCCCCCCAGGGCCGCAGGGGGAAAGGCUGCUGCUGCUGGUGCCGGACGCCCUGCUGGACUUAGACGUCAGUGUGAAGGAGUCCAGCACCGCCAUGGUGGUGGCGCGGGUUUUAACUCUGUGGAGCGCUGCAGCUCUGGACCGCCUGCAGGGGGAGCCACGCCUCUGCUCCCCCAGCCUCCAGAACGCCCUCAUUGGAGGAUCUGAAUUGCAGCGCCGCCUGCUGGAACACGUCUACUCCCACUGGGAGCAUCCGCUGGACGGGGUCCGCCAUCAGACCCGUUCCCUGUUCCGUAACCUCCUCCUCCUCCACCAGCACGCCACCCCGUCCGUCCUCCACCCGCACGAGGAUCCGUACAUCAGCCAGCUCACUCGCAGCCUCCUGGCUCUAGAGUGGCACAUGAGGGGGAAGUACGGCUCUCUGAGCUGCCUGGUGGAGCUCUACGGGGCGAAGCACCUGCUGGACGUUGAUCCACAGCUGCCGACCUGUCUGCUGGGUUUGAUGGGCGACCAGACGCUGGCUCCAUAUGCCAGCGACCUCCUGGAGAGGCUGUUUGUGUGCCACAAGGCCCAGCUGGCAGCAGAAGCCGAGGACUGGAUGGAGAGCUGGCACCAGACGUGGGUGAGCCCCCUGCUGCGCGUCCUCUGCGGCGCCAGACCGGAGCAGACCACCUACACCCUGGACUACUUCCUGCCCAAGCUGCUGCGCUGCAGCCCCUCCUGCCUGACGCACAUGGUGCAGGUCCUGCAGAACAGCCCUCCCUGCACGACAGUGUCUUCAGGGAGCAGGGGUCCCUUGGGGGCGUUAAUGACCUGCCUGCGAGCAGCAAGGGCUCAGGGGGUCGCUCCGCCCUCGGGGAAGGCUCUGUGGGGAGGCCUGGUGCCCCUCCGGCUGCUGCGGAGUGCGCUGGUUCACAAACACGACCAGGUGAGGAUGGACGCUUUGGGGCUGGUGUGUGAGAGCCACCGCAGCACUGAGGUUCUGACUUUACACGAAAUGGAGCUGAGUCGGCAUUUCCUCCCCCCCAACCUGAACAGCCAGUCACCAGGCGUCCGGCAGCAAACAGUCAGCCUGCUGAAGAAGAUGCUCUGCAGAAUGAGGGACAGCACUCAGCUGUUGCAGAAGAAGCUGAUCCAGGAGGCAGAUGAGGAGCAGAGAGACGGAGUCCAGGCCUCCCUGCAUCAGUAUAAGGAGUUUCUGCGCUGGCUCUGCGUCAGCCUGCUGGACUCUUUGUACCCUGGAGCGUCCUUCUCCAAGUGCCUCAUGUCCCUCCAUCUGCUGGGUUUGCUGGGCCAGUUCUUUACCUUCAGCACUGACCCGGAUGUCUUCGCCCUCGGGGAGGUUGUGACGCCCGCACACGCUCAGAACGUCCUCCACUGCGUUGCCAGUAACUUCCUGGAGGUCAAACAGCUGGCCUCCGUGGUGGUGCGUCAGCUCCCCCCAGCAGCUGUUGGACUUCAGGAUGUUGAGAGAAUGCGCUGCAUUCUGCAGGCGGCUCUGGACCUCAGUACCAGCAACAAACCCUUUGACAGCGUCACAGCCGCCCAUCUGCUGCACCUGCUGCUGCACCAGCCGGACCUGACCAGGGCUCUCGUAUGCUGCUCCCCGGAGGGGGACCUCCCCCUCCAGCCGGCCUCCCCGCCACCAGGGGCUCCUGAGGCCGUCAUCUUGGAGCUCAACACUCUGGCCGUGGUUCAGUUCUUGCUGCACCGCCUGCAGUCCGAGGUCUCCAGAGCUGAGUCGUCUCUCCUGCAGGCCGCCGCUUCCUUUCCUCUCUACGGGCGCGCCCACUGCAUCACCGCGGUCCUGCAGCGCCUGGACACGAAGAGUUUGAUGCAGACGGAGCAGUGGAGAUCUCUGGUGGCACAGCUGAUCGCGGUGUGCUACAGGAUGUCUGAUGUUGUGUCCCCUGUAGUCCAGAGCUCGUCACCAGAAGGGCUCAUCCCCAUGGAUACAGAGUCAGAAACCUCUGAAGGCCUGCAGACGAUCCUGCAGGAGAUUCAGCCCAGAGACUCCAACGACUUCUUCAACAGGGCCAGAGAGUUGGAGAGCAGUCAGCCAGAUGCUCGCACUCUAUCCCAGAGCGCACAAAGACCGACACUCCACACAGCUCCAGGUGCUGAGGGUUACAGAGUGACGGCUCAGAUGGUGCUGGUUUGCUGCUGGCGGAGCAUGAAGGAGGUGGCCAUGCUGCUGGGGCAGCUGUGUCAGAGUCUACCCCUGCAGCACGCCGAUGGAAGCGAGCGCCCACACUGCGGCCUCAUCACAGAGGAGCAGGUGGAGGGUGUCGGCCUGUACUUCCGUCAGCAGCUCCUGCAGUCCCGUCACCGUGGCGCCUUUGAACUGGCUUAUGUGGGCUUUGUGCGCCUCACCGACAUGCUGUGCAGGAGUGGGAGUCGUGUCCUGCAGCAGCUUCCCUCCCGUUGGCUGUCCGAGGUCCUAGAAGAGGUCAAGUGCAGUGACCCGUCCUCCAAGCUGUGUGCCACUCGUCGCAGCGCUGGGAUUCCUUUUUACAUCCAGGCUCUGCUUUCCUCUGAGCCCAAAUCUUCCAGCUGCAGUUUGUUGAAGAUGACCAUGAGGGAGCUGACAGCUCUGGCCAUGCCCUCUGCUGACAGGAACACCGACAGCUCUACAGUCCCUCAGGUCCAUGCUCUGAACAUCCUCAGGGCUCUGUACAGGGACACUCGUUUGGGGGAAAACAUUAUUCCGUUUGUGUCAGAUGGCGUACAAGCGGCUGUGCUGGGCUUCACCUCUCCUGUCUGGGCAGUGAGAAACUCCUCCACUCUCCUCUUCAGCGCUCUGAUUACACGAAUCUUUGGAGUGAAGAGAGGAAAGGAUGAACACUCUAAGAAAAACAGGAUGACUGGUCGGGAGUUUUUCACCCGUUUUCCGGCCCUCUACCCGUUUCUUCUGAGCCAGUUGGAAGAAGCUGCAGCCACAGUGGAAAGUGAUAGUGGUCAUGUGAAGCUACACCCCAGCCUGUUUUUGCUGCUGCUGGUGCUCAGUCGCCUUUACCCCUCCCCCAUGGAUGGAUCCUCUUCCCCUCUGGGACUUGCCCCCUUCAUGCCCUUCAUCAUGAGAUGCGGCCGCUCCGCCGUGUACCGGACCAGAGAAAUGGCCGCUCGCGCUCUCGUCCCGUUCGUGCUGGUCACCCAGGUGCCGUCCACUGUCGGUGCUUUACUGCAGGAGCUGCCUUCAGGCCCGGGACCAACAAUCCAACACAACCGCAUUCACGGCACUCUGCUGCAGGUGCUGUUUCUACUGCGCUCCUUCCAGAUAGACUCACACCGGCCCCUGCCAGAAAGCAGUGGCAUUGGCGAAGCCCUCUGUCAGCACAUGUGGCUCGCUUCUCGGCAGAAUGGCUGUUUGGUGACCAGAGGAGCCUAUUUGAAUGUGGUGUUGUGUCUAUGUGGGCAGAAGAUCAACCUUCUGCAAGAUUCAGAGGUCAGCUCUCUCCGCCAGAAGACCUUGUCGGUGCUGCUGGCCUCUGAACUCCUCGCCUCUGAUCCCCCCCGUGACGUUGUUGGACCCGGCAGCGUUCAGUACCUUCUGAGCCUGGCCCAGGCAGCGCUCAGUGCCAGCAUAGAGCUUCCUGACUUGUGGGACAGCUCUCAUCUGGCUCCUCAGCUCGUGGAGCGUCUGCUGAGAUGCCCACAAUAUGAGGUGAGGGAGCUGGCAGCGGAGAGCAUCCUGAGGAGGCUGAAGGAGGAGGAGGAGGAGGAGGAGGACAAGGGACGGCCGCUGUGGCUUGAUGAGACCACCCUGUCUAACCUGACCAGCCUGGCUCUUCAUGAGCAGCACCCUCAGUGUCUGGCCAAGGUCCUGCAGGUGUUGAGCGAGUGGAGCUGCGGCAGGAAGCUGCUGUGGAGAGAUGGAGAAAAGUCUCUGUCCCAGGACGAGGUCCUGCUGCACCUCCUCAACCUGACCCAGAGCUCCACUUUCAGCGUGGAGCUCCACUGUGCCGCCCUGACGCUGCUCUCCCAGCUUUUGACUGAGAUGCUGACCCUUGACCCUCAGUGUCCAAGUGCAGUCGCUUGUUUGGCCCCAUGGGGGGCGCUGGUGUGCUCGUGCUGUGAUGAAGAGCGGCCUGUGGAGGUGAAGCUGACGGCAACCAAGGUGCUGGUUGGCUGCACAUCCAGCCUGCUCACCAACCCUGGUCCGGUUCUGGGUCUGCCCACGACACUCUCACUGUGGAGGAGUCUGUUCCUGCUGCUGCAGGAUGAAGAUCAGGAGGUCCGUGACUCUGCCUCAGACUUCACGUCUCAGGUUCCGGCUCACCUGCUCAGCACAGAUGCAGCGGCGGUCCCCAUGUGUCCUCCCGCGGCCCUGGAGGUCGGCGUGGAGCUCCUGUGUCGGCUCUUUGAACUGUGGGGGCAGAUGGGAGCGGGCGUCCUGGUGCUCAUGCAGUGGCUGCUGGGAGAGGAAGAUGAGGAUGAAGGUCCAGAUGAAGCUUCCAGCCUGGAUGAAGAGGACUUCCUGUUCGAGAAGGGUGAUCGGAACCUGUGGGCCGAGCCGCUGCUGUGGGUGAAGCUGCUCCACAGACACCUCCGCCCCCUCGUUCUCCAGCUGGACCAGGAGAGGCCGGAUCCCGAGCAGCUGGUCCUGAUGGAGGCGCGGGCCCGAGCCGAGGCUCUCCGCUCCCAGCAAGCCCUGGAGAGCCUGCCGGCCCUGCCGCAGUUCUGCUGCGCCGCCGAGCACGCCCGGCUGACGCUGCGGCAGCACAGGGCCGGCCUGGUUCUGAAUCUGCUGGAGGAGCUGAGCUCCAGAACCUAACGGGCUGGACAAAGUUUUCCAGAUACCUCUGUGAGCAGAUGUUAAAAAUCAGACUUUUUUACGUAAUUCUUACCACCUGAAUGUUUUUAGAAUCUCAUCGACCCCUAAAGAUAUUUGUUUUGUUUGUUUUUUUACUUUAAAUUAAACGGAUUAAACCGCAUCAGAGUCGCUGCUUCAAUGACCAUGUUGGAACACAACUGUGCCGGGAUGUUUGUGAAGCAGCACCUCAAACUGUCCGCUCCUGCGAGCAGCUCGCCACCUGAAGCAGCGCCGCCAGCCCAGAGCGUCUGACACGUCACCAGGGCUGUGUUUGUGCGCGACUCGUACUGUAUGUUUAAAGGAGGUGUUAUUCUCCUGUGAUGUUUAAUUUACUGCAAAAUUCCUCCCAUUGGUGGGCUGUUUUUAUGCUUCCCUCUGGUUUUCCUGCUUAUGUAAUUAGGCGGCAGGCACAAUGGACCACUGUCCUGCACGGGUGUGUGAGUAAACUCCCGCUGCCCUGCCUGUCCCAUGCUGCCGACUCAGGCCCCGCUGCAGAAAACCUGACGUAAGGUUCCACAACGUCCCCUCCAGCCAAACCAGCCGUGUGAUGCCGGGGCGCUCCCUCAGGAGGACGCGUUCGAGGGAUUUCUCAGUGUCUGUCCUUCACAUUAAACUGUAUAUCAACAUUUUACACAGCACAAAUCGUCCCGGGGCAGCCCUCAGCCUAAUUUUAGGGUUGGCAGUAGUAGAUUCCAAGCUCUUAUGUCACUUGUUUUUGUCCUUGUUGCUAUUUUCCUUUCCUUUUAACCUCUAAGUAUUCAGCACUGAAAGAACAUAUUGAAAGAUUAAUGGAAAAACAUUUGCAAUCACUCCUCCAAUUACGAUAAUAUAUGGAAGAAAAGAGCACCAGUGUUUGACAAACCUGCAAUUUUCUGGUCAUAUGUUGCCAUGUUUUUGUUAUUUUUUUUGUUUGUUUCUCUCACCGUCCUUUCUAAAAUAUCAGCUUGCAGAGCCCUGAUAUAGACGUCCCACCCUCUGCUGCCAAUUCUGCAAUCUUUCCACUCUGCUUUUUAAGCCUGACAGGAGUCCAAAAGCAGACGGAGAGAACUUUGACAUUUUUUUGUGAACAUUUUACCAUCUACGGAAGAUUAUUUCAUGCAGACACCGCAACAGCAGGGGUUUAUGUUGUGGAAAUGUCAAGUAAGAACACUCUUAAUCCUCAGUAGUCGCUGAACUCACUGGUGAGUUUGCCAAUCUCAUUGGUUGUUUACCAUCACAAAGAAAAAGACUAAAUUUACUGCUAAGAAUUUAGUUUAUUCUGGUUGAUCGUGAAACUAUUUGUGUUAUAUAAUGAAAGAAUAUCAGUUUAAGAAAAACAAGUCUGUGGCUGUGCAAAAAGGAUGGAUAUCGAGCAUUGCAGCCAAAACAGAUUUUAGAGAUAAGUCAGAGCAAAUUGUAAAGUUAAAAAAAGGAUCUAAAAUUACUAAGGACUAGGACCAAAAAUGCAUGACUAAAGCUUCUAUUUUAGGAUUUAAUCGAAAAUUCAGGAGCAGAAACUUAUUUUUGAAUCACUUCUUUUCUGUUCUAGUUGUAAUUCAAGUUCUAAAUGUCACCAGCAGAUGGCGCUCUAGUCAUGUUAGUGUCAGUUCACGCGUUGCUCUCCAGGGGGCAGUGUUGUCCUGCCGCUGAAAGCACAUUCCUGCAGCCUUUGCCUCUGAAACUUGGAGAAAACAAACUGAAACGGAGGAAUUGGAGCUUUGGAUGAUCCAGAAAGAUUGGACGUGACAGGAAAAGUUCGAUGGCUUUCGAAAAAGGUGGGUCACGAAAGCGGCAAACUAAACUUUAUUUUUUUUAAGAGCACAUGCAGACUGGAUGGGACUGUUGUCGCAGUGUGGACGCUGAUUAUGCAAUCAGUGGAUUCCAACAAUUCUGCGUGGACUGCUCCCCGCUCAUAGCUGUGGUCUCACCCCGUCCACAGGCAGCUGGAGGGGGGGGGCAAACGGUUUCCAGACUCUUCUCCGUGUUCAUGAAACCCGAAAAGCAAAACCCACUUCCACAAAAGUGUUUGAUUAGAAAAGGAGGAGUAGGAGUUUUUUUUUUUUUUCCGGGGGGGUGUGGAGGUUUUGCGCGGCUUGAAUUUCAAGGCGUGGUGUCGAAGAAUAAGCGACCAACCCGGGAGGGGAGGACUUUCUUGCGAAGCGCCAGGAGGCGGCUCCGGGGGUGGGGGGGACACUUGGCACCGCCUUCCUUGCGUCCCGGCCGCAGUCAGGGUUUAUAACCGGGCCGGAGGCUCCGGCUCACAGUGAGGCAGCUCUCUGGUUCAGCGCUUCUAGCGGGGAGGAGACGUAACCACCUUCCAGCCUAUCGACACAAACCUGCCCCCCUUCUCGACUUCCCCCUUCUUCCAGGGACGUACAACUUUUUUUCCAGCAACUUUCCCCAAAACCAGUCGUGGCACGAACCAGCACUCGGUGCGUCCAGGGAUCCAGCUCGGUUCUCCAUGAAAGACGGCGCGCGGCUGCAGCUUUGGGGAUCAGAGAUGUCCGCGACUGUCCUGUCUGCGUUCUACGACAUGGACAUGCUUUAUAAGCAGCACGACAAAAGCAUGAACAUGAACGCGCUCCACAUCAACAACAUGCUGGAUAAGAAGGCGGUGGGCGCCCCCGUCGCGGGCCCGGGCUCCGGCGGCCCCUUCACGCCGACCUUCUACCGCAGGAACUCGACGAGCAGCGUGGAGGCGAUGAACAACAGCAACAAGUUCUCGGUGGGGCCCUACUGCAGCC